Messenger RNA from Cherax quadricarinatus, 933 nucleotides. RefSeq lists its product as uncharacterized. The record is from RefSeq and is a predicted model, not a curated record. Lineage: Eukaryota; Metazoa; Arthropoda; Malacostraca; Decapoda; Parastacidae.
UCCAAUCCCUAGUCCACACUCAGACUCGACUCCAAGACCACUUCGACCAUGACGUUACUGGUGAUCACCUUGUUUGUUGCUCUUCUGAUGGGCUCGUGCAGGCCAGAAGACAUUUCCAAACAAGGUGAAGCUCCCGACGAAAAACCGUCCAGCAUACGUCGUGGCGGUCGUGGUAAAGUCUUGGCAUACCAUGAUCCGGAUGGAUUUUUCAGGGGCAUUGCUCCUGAAGCAUUACCUAAAACAGUUCACGAGAUCUUCUCAAAAGGCGGCGCUGGCCAUCCCGCUGGAAAACACGGUGUACAUGACAGCGUUAAGUUACCAAACAGUGGCUUCGGCAAGGCUCCACCAAGCACCUUCGGUAUCAAAACUAACUCUAUUGACAACGCCUAUGGUUUGAAGAACGGUGUGCCAGGAGGCUUUGUGGGGUCUUCAGGUAUAAAAACUAAUUCUCUGGACAGCACUUAUGGCUUGAAGAACGGUGUGCCAGGAGGCUUUGUGGGCUCUUCUGGUGGUCGUCAUGGUCCUGUUGGGUCUCUUGGCCACCCUUACGGUGGCUUUGAUGGCUCAAAGAACAGUAUUGAUGGUUCCUUCGGUAUUCGUGGUAUACCCAUUGAUAAGCGCCUUGGUGGAUCUUUCCGAGGAUUUGGUAAGUCUUUCGGUAGUGCUCUGGGCUCCAUCGGUGGUCGUGGCAGGUCCUUCGGUGUUCCUACAGGUUAUCGUGGCUACAAAGGUAAUGCUGGUAGUCGUGGCAGAUUCAUCGGCGUUCGCAAAGGCUACAACAUUCCUAACUACAGUUUCGGCAGAUAAUUUGUACGGACUCUAAUCUUUUCUGCAAGUUUUGGACAUCACAUCAAGUAUUGACAACAGCUACAGUGGCUACUGACAUAGCUUUAAUAUAUCAGCAUUUUUUGUUUGGCAUUACGUUCUUACAUA